AGGUUGCCAGAUCUUUAAAAGCAACUCAUGUGGUUGAUUCGUUUCGAAGAGGCUGUUUUAAGAUCUUGCAAUGGCCAGGAUACUACAGAAAUACAUCAAGUUUUCGACUAAGGAUCUGGAGAAUUAUGCCAGCAACCCGGAGUCUUGCGUGCAUUGCGUCACCACGGACAUGCACCUGGCCAUGGGUCCGUAUGGCAUGGCCGAUUUCAAGCACGCGCUCCACGAGCACCUUAUCCGCACCAAGGUGGGAUUCUACGACGUCAGUCUCAACGGCAUCGUCCUGGGCAUCCAGAACAUCAAGGUGCUGGGUAACACUGCGGGCCUGCGGGCUGAUGAUCCCAGCAUGCACCUGGCCAUCAAUGCGGACUUCUACGUCUUUCGCCCCGAAGCGGGGGCCAUUCUGAGCGGCGUGGUGCGGCACAUCUCGAAGAGCACGGUCAGCGCCGUCAUCUACCGGGUCUUCAACACCUCCAUUCGCUUCACCAACAAGACCCGGAGCCGGGAGGACAUCGCCAUGGACCAGGAGAUCAAGUUUCGCAUAAAGAGCUUUGACGUCGGCAAUGUGACGCCCUACAUCGAGGGAGAACUCCUGCUCGAGGAGGGCGAGGAGCCAAAGAAUAAAUCCAUAAAGUUUGGAAGCCCCGAACCGGAGAAGAUCGAUGUUAAGAACGAAGACCCCGAUGAACUGUUAGAUGGCCUUUUAGCUGAAAUAAAGAAAGAACCUGAUUUUGCGCCCGAAAAGGAUUCACCCACAAAGAAAUCUUCAACAAAACGAAAGAAUGGUGAAAAUAGUCCCACCACAAAGACGAAAAAACUGAAAAAUGAAAUAAAAAGCGAGCCAAUAUAUACAAUAUAAA
Molecule: messenger RNA, 857 nt
Organism: Drosophila elegans
Lineage: Eukaryota; Metazoa; Arthropoda; Insecta; Diptera; Drosophilidae
Gene: Polr1F
Product: DNA-directed RNA polymerase I subunit RPA43
Exons: 2
Coding region: 71-856 (261 amino acids)
Biological process (GO): DNA-templated transcription initiation
Cellular component (GO): RNA polymerase I complex
Source: RefSeq, a predicted model, not a curated record